GUGCCCCGCGCUAUGAAGAAUCGACGUAAUAUCGACGGGGACUCUCCAAAGAGCAUGCACCAUGGAAGAAAUUGACGAAACAUUGCGGGAAACGUGUCCCAUAUGUUUGAAAAAUGAAGCAAAAUACACUUGUCCACGCUGUAAUGUGCGAUACUGUUCUGUGCUGUGUUACAAGGGAGAGAAACAUAUGGAGUGUUCUGAGUCCUUCUACAAAGACUGCUUCAUUGAUGGUCUGAAGGAUCGCUCAUGUGGACCUGAAGAGAAAACAAAAAUCAUGGAAAUGUUAUCUAGAGUGGAAAAAGAAACUGAGGAAUUGGAUGUGGAUGGAGAUGAAGAGCCAGAUCUCGGUGAAAGACUUGAAGGCCUGGAUUUAGAUGGUGAUGCCGGAGCUAUCUGGAAGCGAUUGACAGAAAAGGAAAGGAACGAGUUUGACCAGAUGACCAAGGAUGGACGUCUGGGUCACUUGGUGGAAGUGUGGACCCCGUGGUGGACACCCCAGGCUAAACAGCUGAUCCAGGACGAGGAUGACCACACGGUCCAGUCACAGAAGUUCCCUAAGGUCAAGGUCGACAUCGUAGAUCUGGCAGUGUUGCUUCCUAAGUCCAAGCCAUCCAGUGGGGUGAAGUACAAUGUGGUGGGAGCGCUGUAUGCCUACUGUUUUGUGUGUCGGCUUCACAACGGAGGUCACUGGGAUACACCUGUGGAAUCAGCACAGGAAUUGUUGAUCGUGAGUGAUGCAACUAACAAGGAAAUUGUGUACAAUAGUCCAGGGGAGGUAAUCCAGUCUUGUAUACAGCGUGUCACUAAGAGUACCUUUGGAAGAGAAACAUCAACAGGUUUUAAUAUUUCAUUACUUGAGGAUAUUAUCAGCAUCAUAAGGGGCCCUUCCCAAGAAAGGCCUCUCGAGUACCUGACAAUGGCUUUGUCAGAAUUCCUACAUAUUAUACGGAAAGCCAAAAAACGUGUAUCAAAGGGUUUGAAAAUGGGCAAGUACAAGGGAGAUAACUCUAUGAAGAAAGAUUUAUUUGCAUGCGAGAAGAAGGUGGAUUUUUACCUGAGCUGGUUACAGAGACUGGGGAUGGCACUACACACACUGGUACCAGAACUAGUCCUGGAACACAGUGCCGCCGAGUCAGAUUUGGACGACGUGGAGAAGAAGCGCUUGGAGUUGGAGGGAUUCUGGGGUGGAAAACAAAAACCGCAGCAGAGGAAAAUGAUUGAAGAGAUCACGUAGCCAUAAACAAACACUGGAAACUGGAACAAGAAAGUGUCAAACAGAAACUAUUGAUAACGUUCCUUACAAAGUUUUUCUGUGAAACUGAUAUAAGAUAUAUGUAAUAGGUCAAAUGACUGGAAAAUGUGUUAACCUGUUCCAAUACUAUACAACUUUAACUUUUUAAAAAGCCUACCCAGUACCUACAUUGAAAUUAUAUCCUUUAUAAAAUAUAAUGUAGAACAAAUAAUUAAAGGACAGGGCAAUCAAAUAUAGGUAGUGAUCGGUCGAUGAACCAGUGGAGGAAUCCGAGGUGGAUACCAAAGUAUUCUAGAAGAACUCCACCAAAGGGAGGUAACCACAAGUAGACAGCAUCAACACCUCGGAUUCUGUUAAGUUGGUUAUUAUUUUGUUUACAUGGUUCAACUUGGUAGGCAAGCCGUUUUCAGAAUAUUUUUUUAUUCUUUAUAAAAAAUAAAAUGUCUCGGAUGUU
Mizuhopecten yessoensis (Yesso scallop) is the source of this 1706-nucleotide messenger RNA. RefSeq names its product zinc finger HIT domain-containing protein 2-like. NCBI's taxonomy places the organism in Eukaryota, Metazoa, Mollusca, Bivalvia, Pectinida, Pectinidae. Bases 62 to 1234 code for a protein of 390 amino acids. The transcript is spliced from 11 exons. The record is from RefSeq and is a predicted model, not a curated record.